GAGAGGCUCAGUUAAGGAAUUUGAGAAGGGCAAAGGGAAAUAAUCUCGCUCGCGCACUCUCUUUCUCUCUCUCUCUCUCUCUCUCUCUCUCCCUUAAGCUCUCUGCGCAUACUGGAGAGCCGCAACGACAGUGUUCCGUCUGAGUUUAGCGGAGGGUACUUGAGCGAGUGGUGCUACAAUUAGCGGUUCUGAUCGAUCGAGUUGAAAGAAUGUGAGUGUCCGGGGGCUGCCGUAAGAUUUCCAACUAGACUGAGGAACAGUGAUGCAAGGAGAGCGUGACAUCGAAUACUCGUCACAUGCUCGUCGGCUAAUUGCAUACGCCAUCACCUUUUGAAGCAGAUACUGCAGCAGACAGACAAUCAGUCGCGGCUGCAAGAUCUCAGCUCUUGAGGCUAAUAUCAGAGCAUGCUGAUCACCGAACUGUUGGUUGCUGAUCACGUAUUGCCGUUCUGAUUCUGAUAAUUGCGUCGAUUGCUCGUCGUGUCCGAGAGGUACUUGAAAGUAAAGAUUGAUCCUAGUUGUGUGUUGAUUGUAGUUGCUGUGGAGAGGUGAGGAGGGUGGGAAUCGCGGUUUCAGUGUCACGAUGUGUGGUGGUGCGGCGGGCGAGUGAUGAGCAAUUGAGGCAACAGCUGCGGUGUUAUCGUGAGUCUAGGCAGGGGUUGCUGGUUUUGUGGUUGUAAUUGAGAGCGUUUGACUGGUAUAAGAGAUGGUGUUGCAAAGUGAGGCUCAUAAUGAGCCGAGUGCCAUGGGCAGCAAUUGUCCAUGUGUGCCGGUGCGAGUGACGGCGCGGGCGUCCUCGUCGGAAUCGCUGGAGGUUGCUAGAGCUAGUGUGAAGAAAGGCCCCGCCGCCAGUGGACAGCGGAUUUGGUACAACAUGAUGCACAAGCUUCGGGGAGGGCCAAAGAAGACUGGAGGAUUGGGCACCUACAGCGGCGUUCUCAUUCCGACAUGCGAGAAUAUGUGGGGAGUGUUGAUCUUUUUGCGGUUUUUCUACAUCGUGGGUAGUGCAGGAGUCUGGCAGACUUUCAUCAUCGUUUUCGUCUCCUUCCUCUGCGCCAUGCUUACCACCAUGUCGUUGAGCGCCAUUGCAACGAAUGGGAAAAUUGAGCAAGGAGGGACUUAUUACCUCAUCUCGAGAGCCUUGGGACCAAAGCUUGGUGGAGCUGUCGGAUUGCUGUACUAUAUUGGAGUAGUUCUGCUUGCAGUUUUGGAGGGAUUGGGAUCAGUGGAGAUGUUGAUGUUCACCUUCCCACAGCUCAACUUUGUGUCGGGAAACCGAAUCAUAGGCGCGAUUGUCCUGCUCAUACUUGGUGUACUCGUAUUUUUUGGAAUCAAGUUCGUUUCAAAGCUGGGGCUCAUCUUCUUCGCUGUUGUCCUUUACACAAUGCUUUCUUUCUAUUUAGGUUUGGGUUUGGCUCCCCGAGGAGCCCACCCACCAUCUCUUACUGGUCUUUCCUGGACUACAUUUAAAAGCAAUUGGAGCCCUGGAUACCCAGAGGGAAAGUCUUUCUCCACAGCUGUAGCUCUCUUUUUCCCUUGUUUCACUGGAAUUUUGAGUGGAGCCGAUCGGGCAACCAAUCUUCGACGACCAGAGAAGUCGAUUCCUCAAGGAACAUUGGGCGCUGUGGUGGUCAGUUUUGUCAUGUACAUGUCCUACAUGGGAUUAUGGGCAGCAGUAGCAAAGCGAGAUUAUCUUCUGGGAAAUAUAGGUGGCGGUGAUCAUGCCAUGCUUGACGUCGUCAGAGAAAUAUCUUUUCCUGUGGCAAUUUUGACGGAACUUGGUAUCGCUAUAGCUGCCAUUGCGCAAGCCAUGCAAUGCAUCAUCAUCUCUCCUCGCUUACUUCAGGCAAUUGCUGCAGAUGGAGUAGUUCCAUUCUUGGGACCAAUAGCCACCAUUUCAAAGAAUGGGGAACCUAAGAAGGCUUUGAUGGUUACCACAUUGCUUUGCAUUGUCUUUGCAAUGAUUGGAAGCUUGAAUGCGGUGGCUCCAUUGGUCUCUAUCUGUUUCCUAACUUGCUACGCCGCACUAAACCUCUCAUGUCUUGUUCUCUCCGUGGUCAACGCGCCCAGUUGGAGGCCAAAGUGGAAGUAUUAUCACUGGUCGGCCGCCCUUGUCGGGUUUGUGGCAUGUGCAGCAAUGAAUUUUGUGAUUGUAUGGUACUGGGCUUUGGUUGCCAUGGUUUUCUUGGUGUUCAUUUACGUCUACAUUGACUAUCGCCAGGUUGAAGUGAAUUGGGGUACAGGAAUAGGAGGAUUGUGUCUUCAAAUUGCAGUACGGGGGAUUUUGUCUGUUGGAGAAGAGGCACGCUACACCGUGAAUUGGCGGCCUCAGCUCCUUUGUCUUUCCAAGCCUCGAACCUCAUGGACCGACAAUAGCCACUCGGACCACGAGUUUCUCUUCUUCACGUCCCAAUUGAAGAAGGGACAAGGGUUGUGUGUGGUGACGGUCAUUCUUGAGGGCAAAGUAGAAGAAAUGACAGCUCAGGCAUCUGCGGAGAAGAUUGAGUUGGAGAAUCGAAUGGCCGAAGCAAAAGUAACUGGGUUUGGAAGAGUACUUAUUGCACAAUCGUACCGUGCGGGCAAGACUUACGCCAUUCAGUCAUCAGGAUUGGGUAGUUUAGAGCCCAACACUUUGGUUCUUGGAUGGCCCACAAAGUGGCGUGACGAGGGACAUGAUGAUAAUGCUGAGAUUUUAUUGGAGACAUUAACUGAAUGCCGAGCAGUAGACAAAGCUGUUUUGUUGUGUAUGCACUUGGACCGGUUUCCUGGGAAGGAGGAAUUUCAGGAAGGAUUCAUUGAUGUUUGGUGGAUUGUCCAUGACGGAGGGUUGCUACUGCUCCUAGCUCAUCUUCUGCGGCAGCACAAGAUCUGGCGCAAAUGCAAACUUCGUGUGCACACUGUGGCUGAGAAGCUUGAUAACUCCCAAGUGGUGAAGAAAAAUCUGGAGAGACUUUUGGAAUUGGUGAGAAUCAAGGCUGAAGUUCAGGUAUUAGAACUUGAUGAGUCGUGCUUGGCACCAUACACGUUUGACUACACCAUUCGAGUACAGGAAGCUAGAGCUUUUGCUGAGGAAGUUGCCAACUAUCGGAAGACUAUCGAACAUAGAGGAAGUGACAGUCCCGGAAACUCAAAACGGCGGACUGAGAUUCCAAAACUAGGAGAGAAACCGAAGGAAAAUCCUAAAUCCAAGGAAAAGGGAUUGCCAAGUUUUCAGCUUAGUGAACUUGAAGGAGUCAACCAUUCAAGGCGUCGGGAUCAAUUGCGGCGAAAUCCGCCGAGUCCAAGCGCUGGAAAAGCAUCUCCAAAACAUAAUUCUAAGGCCACCGAUCAUAUAGACGAUGUUAUACUGAGUUCCAACAACUCACAGCCACAGUCACAUAAUAUCAUGCCAUCUUUCCUUCCAUCCUCUCCGUCUCGGACUCCUGUCAUAUCCCCUUCACCUUCCAAGAGGAAAUCCAACCAGACGCCAGCUUGCGGAGAGCUUGAGUCAAACCCCAGCUCCUUAGGAGAAUUGGGAACAUGGAGGAAGCCUAAGAAAACGACAAAAUGGGCUGACGGAGGCGAGGCAUCUCUGGAAAUUGUAGUCGACGAUGGUCGGCAUGGGCUUGACACUGUCGAAAGCAACGAGGACGAAUCAGACCAUGAUGAUACAACACACAACACAAGGCAAUUUUACCCAGGCUCUCCUGCAGGCAACCCUGAAACGUCCGAGGACAUGGUUGAACCCAUGCGAAGGACAUGGGAAACGUUUAGCCAGAGUUACUCUCCCAAGAAGUUGAACGAUAUCAUUCUAGAGCAAUCCAAAGACGCCCAACUGGUUCUCAUCAACCUUCCAGACCAUUACAAGGGCAUUUCACCGCACCGGUACAUGGAGUACUGUGAAGAGCUGUGUGAGGGCUUGGACAGAGUGCUCCUGGUUCACGGUACCGGCAAGGAGCUCUGGGGUGGGCAAGCUCAUCUCGGGCUGUAGAAAAGUUCUUUUUAAAACGUGUGCGUUCUAAUGGGUCGUAAUGUAAAUGUCGAAUACUCGUCGGGUGCAUUAUCAGCAGUUUAAAUGGUUUGAAUGCUUCAACUGUAACUUAUGAUGAUUACUGUAACCACCACUGAAAUUUGAAAUGCAAGCUGGUAAUCUAGGAUCCGUCACCCUGGUGACGAAGCAUUUCAGAUUUUAUAUAUCGUAUCGAAUCCGGAAGUUCCUGGCGAUCGAGAACAGCAAGGAGGUUUCUGGAGCCACACGAUCAGCUCCACCCCGAUACUUCCAUACAGCAGUGAUCAUGCAAGCAGAGCCUACAAUUAGACGUCUGAGUGAGUUGAACUUAUGUUUUUGAUGAUGCCGAAAAUAUCAGAGAUUUUUUGAAGAAUUCCUUUCUCCAAGUCUGAGUUUAGUUUAAUUUGGUUACAGAAAUAUUCAGAAGGUCCAUAACCGGAUUAUUACACGACGAAACGUUGUGUCGUUGAAGUACCAGUUUCUUAACAAAGUUGUGUCCAGAUUACAGUUCUUGAACAGAACUAGAGGUUUUUCACCUUUCGUUUACUUGUUUCAUCACCCAAUACUGGUAUGCCGGAAAAUAUACCAGAUUCUGCAUCAAAAGCA
Physcomitrium patens is the source of this 4594-nucleotide messenger RNA. RefSeq lists its product as uncharacterized. Gene Ontology annotation, molecular function: chloride:monoatomic cation symporter activity. The record is from RefSeq and is a predicted model, not a curated record. Gene Ontology annotation, biological process: transmembrane transport; monoatomic ion transport. Gene Ontology annotation, cellular component: membrane. NCBI's taxonomy places the organism in Eukaryota, Viridiplantae, Streptophyta, Bryopsida, Funariales, Funariaceae.